Coffea eugenioides is the source of this 2229-nucleotide messenger RNA. RefSeq names its product probable leucine-rich repeat receptor-like serine/threonine-protein kinase At3g14840. Gene Ontology annotation, biological process: protein phosphorylation. NCBI's taxonomy places the organism in Eukaryota, Viridiplantae, Streptophyta, Magnoliopsida, Gentianales, Rubiaceae. The record is from RefSeq and is a predicted model, not a curated record. The transcript has 13 exons. Gene Ontology annotation, molecular function: protein kinase activity; ATP binding. Bases 62 to 2086 code for a protein of 674 amino acids.
CAGUUUCAACAAAAUUAGUGGACAAAUUCCAAGAAACUUAGACACUUCAAACACGGUUUUCAUGUACCUCACAGGAAACAACAUCAUGGGAUCUAUCCCUGACGGGAUGCUCAAUAGCAGAGUGUAUAGAGACGUUUCAUACAACAAUUUUACUCCUUCAAAUUCAGGAUCCUCGAGUUGCCAAGCCACGAACUUGAACUUAUUCGCUAGCUCUUGGAAGAACAACAAAUCGAUCACGUUUCCAUGCUUGCAGAGUUUCCAAUGUCAGCAAAACUGGUCCUCUUUACAUAUAAAUUGUGGUGGAAGAGAAGUAAAAAUUGGUGAUACGAGCUACGAAGACGAUUCACAGCCUGGAGGGCCAUCAAAAUUCUACCAGAGUGGAACGAACUGGGGAUUUAGCAGCACUGGUCACUUCAUGGAUAAUAAAAACGAGUCUCUGACAUAUGUCCUGAGUAAUGGUUCAAGAUUUUCAGGGAAUGACGCAAAUGAUUUAUACUCGGAAGCAAGACUUUCUCCUCUUUCACUGACGUAUUAUGGGUUCUGUCUGCUAAAUGGAAACUACAUGGUAAAGCUUCACUUUGCUGAAAUCAAGUUUACUGAUGAUAAAACAUACCGCAGCCUCGGAAAGCGCAUAUUUGAUAUACACAUUCAGGGAAAGUUGAUCCGGAAAGACUUCAAUAUUGAGACCACAAUAGGUGGCGUCAAUAAACCUUUAGUUCUAAACAUUCCUGCUGUAGUUAUUGACAGUACAUUAGAGAUCCGCUUCUACUGGGCUGGAAAAGGAACGACUGAUAUCCCCUACAAGGGAGUGUAUGGUCCUCUAAUAUCUGCCAUUUCUGUGGAUCACGUACCAUCACAACAUGGCGUAUCAGUAGGUGCCAUAGUUGGGAUUGUACUUGCAGUUCUGUUUACCGUAUCUCUGGUUCUAGCCAUACUUGGGUGGAAAUUCCGCAUGCAACCCAGCCCAACAACGCAGCAAGAUGUAAGAGGUCUAGAUCAACAAACAGGAUCAUUCACCCUGAGACAAAUCAAGUACGCAACAAACAACUUUGAUUCUUCCAAUAUAAUUGGAAAAGGUGGUUUUGGUUCUGUCUACAAGGGAAAUCUGUCUGACGGAACCAUCAUUGCGGUAAAGCAGCUUUCUUCCAAAUCGACCCAAGGAAACCGUGAAUUUCUGAAUGAAAUAGGCGUGAUUUCUGCUGUACAACACCCUAAUCUCGUAAAGCUCUAUGGAUGCUGCGUCGAGGGAGACCAAUUGUUGCUUGUAUACGAGUACAUGGAAAAUAACAGCCUUGGUCGUGCAUUGUUUGGUCUUGAAGAGCACCAGUUGGAAUUAGAUUGGCCAACAAGGCGUAAGAUCUGUGUUGGUAUAGCAAGAGGUUUGGCCUAUCUCCAUGGAGAAUCGAGGUUGAAGAUUGUCCAUAGAGACAUCAAAGCCAGCAAUGUGCUACUUGAUAAGGAGCUAAAUCCUAAGAUAUCAGAUUUUGGCCUGGCGAGGCUUCAUGAAGACGAAGACACCCAUAUAAGUACCCGCGUUGCUGGAACCUUUGGAUAUAUGGCACCUGAAUAUGCAAUGAGAGGCUACUUAACUGACAAAGCAGAUGUCUAUAGCUUUGGAGUUGUUCUUCUGGAAAUUGUCAGCGGAAAGAGCAACGCUGGUUUUAAACCAAAGGAGGAGGAGGAGUACUUGAAUCUUCUCGACUGGGCUCAUCUCUUGAAGAAGGAAAUAAAAUUGAUGGAACUAGUUGAUUCCAGAUUGGGACCAGACGUCAACGAAAAUGAGAUCAUGUUGACAAUUGAAAUAGCCCUGCUUUGCACCAGUAUAUCUCCGGCCGCUAGGCCUAGUAUGUCAACAGUGGUGAGCAUGCUAGAAGGAAGAGUAGAGGAUCAAAAGUCGAUUCUAGACUCGAGUGCAUGGAGUGCCAGUGUGAAGGAAAUCAGUGAUGAGCAAUACCUGCUAUCAACUUUCGAUGAGAGCCAGCCGCAGAGCACGUCAAGUGACCUGCCAUUUACUGCAUCUUCAACAUCUGCUUCUGAUUUAUACCCCAUCAGUCUAGAGACUGGUUUUCUGGACGACGAGUCAUGAGGAAAUUGUCAUCUGCGACUGCCGAAAUAUUUUGGUAGUAUAUAUUUAAAUCGCUUCCUGUUGUUGUGGGAACAAAAAAUAAUUGUAGAUUUUACAUUAACAGUUUACCAAUUUGCACAACCUCAUUAGUGGAGUUGUCUCUA